Zingiber officinale is the source of this 456-nucleotide messenger RNA. RefSeq lists its product as uncharacterized. The coding region runs from base 1 to 456 and encodes 151 amino acids. The transcript has a single exon. Lineage: Eukaryota; Viridiplantae; Streptophyta; Magnoliopsida; Zingiberales; Zingiberaceae. The record is from RefSeq and is a predicted model, not a curated record.
AUGGGGAACGCCGCGUGCGCGCACUACUCCGCCUCGGCCAAGGUCAUCAACGGCGCCGGAGAGAUCGAGGAGUACGUUGGCCGCCGCCCGGUGCGGGCUGGCGAGGUCAUGGUGGAGCACCCGGGGCAGUUUGUGUGCGACGCCGGGCGCCUCGGCGUGGGGUACCGAGUUCCGGGGCUGGCGGCGGACGAGGAGCUCGAAAGGCGGCGCCUUUACUUCUUGCUGCCGAUGGACAUGCUUUUCUCGGUGCUGACAGAGGAGGAGAUGGAGGCGCUAGCGAGCCGGGCGGCGGCGGCCAAGAGCUACUUCGGGCGGAGGAUUUUUCCGGCGUUGAGUGACUUCAGCUUGGUACGGGAUGAAGUAAAGCACGUCAGGAAUGAGCCGGCGACGAGGAAGCGAACGGCGCGGCAACGGUCGUGGACCCCGGCGUUGGAAACCAUUGAAGAGGUUCCCUGA